UUGUUCUGGUCAAACAUCACAGUUACCAAACAUUUUGUGGGACUGUUUACAUUCCAGAAGAAUCUAAAAGUCAGACCAUGCAAGGGGGUCUACAAAGCACUGUAAGAGUCUGUAGGAGUGUGAGAGAUAACGAUUUGUUUUGAACUUGGAAAUCAGCGCACGGGGUGGCUGAAAGAAUGAACAGGAAGCAGGAAACUUCAACAAGAAUGAAGAACUUGGAGGCCCACGGCCCUCGGGACCUUCUAAAAGCAUGCAAGUCACUGAUUGUUCAAAGUCACUCCUCCAGAAGUUUGUUUUUCUUGUCCUUGUAUUGUGAUAUGUACCAAUACAUUAUUACUAAAAUCAUACUAGUAGGCAAUAUUCAUAUUACUGCAGUAUUUUCAUAUAUUAUUUGCAGUUUUGGUUUAACUAUGUCUGUAUAUCUUAACAAGACAUGUCAGGGUUUGUCAUAUUGUCAUAGUUAAUACAUUCUUACUAUUAUCACACCAGUAGCCACUACUAAUUUUACUGCAGUGUUUUCCAUUGGUUUAAAUAUGUCAGUAUAUCCUAAUGCAGAAAUUAUCAUAGUUUACAGUGGAGAACUCAAGAAUCCACCCAAGGAAAAGAGAGUCAUUAAUUAAUCCAUGUUUUUGGGAUGUGGCCUAGCAUUCCUGGAUAAAAAUAGGUUAACUUGUGUUUUUAAUGUUACUAACAUGUUACGACAGGUUUGGUGUGUUCCAGUGAACAUGGACUGUGGUUGGAGGCAUUUGAGUAUUGUAUGUUUUGGGCUGGUCAACGUGUUCCAAGGAGGGGCAGGACUUAACACACAUGCAACUGGGGACAUCAGCUGUGCAAGAGCAGAGCAAGAGAAAAGAGCGUCUAAAUAAUAUUUACAGAGGAAGAGCCCAAAAAGACAGGAGGACAAGGACAACACUUAAUUCAUCAUGGAAGGAUCUGUUUUACCUUCGACAGUGAGUCGGGCAGAGCUGAUCGAUUUUGAAGGCAUCUCUAUGGUCCAUUACUUCACUGACAACUGGGAGAACAUUCAGAACUUCCAGGCAAGACCAGAGGACAUCCUCAUCGCCACCUAUCCCAAAGCAGGGACCACCUGGGUAUCUAAUACUUUAGAUCUGCUCUACUUUGGCAAGACAGAUCAAGAGCGUCAGUCCUCAUUGCCCAUCUACCUUCGAGUACCUUUUCUUGAAAUGGCCUUCCCUGGGAUGCCUUUAGGGGUGGAGCUGGCAGACAAGUUGCCCACCACUCCACGCCUCAUCAAAACCCAUCUCCCCGUUCAGCUGGUGCCCAAAUCCUUCUGGGAACAGAACUGCAGGGUUGUCUAUGUAGCUCGCAAUGCUAAAGACACCGCUGUGUCUUUUUUUCACUUUGACCGGAUGAACAUGUCACAGCCCGAUCCAGGAGACUGGAACACGUUCCUAAUGAAAUUCAUGGAUGGAAAGAUGGUGUUUGGUCCUUGGUACGAUCAUGUGUGUGGAUACUGGGAGAAGAAGCAGACGUACUCAAACAUGCACUACAUGUUCUUUGAGCAGAUGGCGAAGGACACUGGGCGUGAAGUGGCGCAUCUGUGCUCAUUCCUUGGUUUAUCUACACCAGUGGAAGAGAGGGAAAGGAUUACAGAAGCCGUUCACUUUGAUGUGAUGAAGCAGAACAAUAUGACCAACUUCACUGGCGUGUCAUUCCUGGACUUUAAGAUUUCACCAUUUAUGCGCAAAGGGAAAGUUGGGGACUGGAAGACUCACUUCACUGUUGCUCAGAAUGAGCAGUUUGAUGAACACUACAGACAGAAGAUGAAGAGCACCACCCUCCAGUUUCAAACAGAGAUUUAAGACAUUGCGUCUUUGAUGUUGACUAGGUUUAUAAAACGCAUCUGUUUGUCUCUAUGUAUUGUUUUCUUUAUAUGCAUUUGUGCUGUUACUUCGUUUAGAUCAGGGGUAUCCGGUCUAGGACAAGUCUGGGGAUCUUACCCAUCCAGCUAUAUGUUAUACAAUGGUAUUAAAGAAUCAGGAAUAUAAUCAUUACAGGAGUGUUAUUAAAGUUCAUAUACAUGCAUUAAUCAUAGUGUACCAAUUAUUAAAAAUUGUUAGAUGUUUUCUGUGACUUAAGUUUAUCUUUACGGUGUCUCUUGCCGAACUAAUCUAAGUCAAAGCAGAUGUCCAUGGUCUCUCUAUCAAGGGAAUGGGAGAACAUCCCGUACAAUUAGGCUCCAAGAAGUCUGCACAUCACACACAUACAUACCCACACCUACAUGUCACCACACACAGACAUACUCGCAUACACAGGUACACCUUUCACCUCAAUUGACCACAUUUCAUCUUUAGCUUUAGGUAGUAUGAAGAUUGGUGUUCCCUGGGGUAUUCCAUGAACAUUCAUUUUAGAUCCUGUGUUCCCAGGUUCCUGGGGGUAUUCCCUGGACACUGGUUUAGAAUCAUAUGCUCAUGUAUUACAAUGUAUGUUUUCUAAGGGGAGUAAAACUAAGGGUGCGCAGUCAGUGUCGCAUGGCUGUGUAGGCCACGGCAAUGAGUGCUUGUCUUGUGCGAAUGCUGAUUGGGCCAAGAAGCCACUUCAGAUACGCCGGCGUGCUAUAAAUUCCUAUGGUGGAAACUUAGGUUAGUUUGGGCUGGAGGAUGGAUUGUUGAGACGUUGAGAGAGAAGCCUUAACUCACUGUCUUGGCCUAGAAGGGAGAAAGAGCGCAGUCCACACUCAGUUAUACUGGGGUGAUUGGCUUGAGAGCCAUUAAAGAGCCCAUUUCAUUUAUUCUCUUUUACCUUUGUUAAACUUUUUCAUAUUCAGCAUGAUUUUUGUCUUGAUUUAUAUUUUUCAUAUCUUUCUUCAUUAUCAUAAAAUUGUUUUGUCCAGCAGUUUCAUCCAAUAAACUGGCAAAACUACUUUUGGACUUGUUGUUUUUACACCACAAAGGACAAUUUUCCACUUUUCACAAUCUUACAAUGAGAAAAGAAGUAAAACCAGCAAGGUGGCUGAACAAGCGACCA
Molecule: messenger RNA, 2988 nt
Organism: Pygocentrus nattereri (red-bellied piranha)
Lineage: Eukaryota; Metazoa; Chordata; Actinopteri; Characiformes; Serrasalmidae
Product: cytosolic sulfotransferase 2-like
Exons: 8
Coding region: 924-1823 (299 amino acids)
Biological process (GO): sulfation
Cellular component (GO): cytoplasm
Molecular function (GO): sulfotransferase activity
Source: RefSeq, a predicted model, not a curated record